Schistocerca nitens (vagrant locust) is the source of this 1147-nucleotide messenger RNA. RefSeq names its product epimerase family protein SDR39U1. Bases 198 to 1088 code for a protein of 296 amino acids. The record is from RefSeq and is a predicted model, not a curated record. Lineage: Eukaryota; Metazoa; Arthropoda; Insecta; Orthoptera; Acrididae. The transcript is spliced from 6 exons.
GCAAAGUCGCGCUCUUAAUGCUACUAGUUUCCGGAUUGCAGAUGGAAUGAACAUAAGCCUUUUCUCCGCUAACAUAAUCCGCCUUUCGUGUGAAUAACUGAAAACUGAUCGUACGAUUUGUUUAUAGUACUGUAAGAACGAGCGUCCUUCGUCCAACUUCUAUUAAAACAAUUUAUCGCGCACAGUGUCAUUACUUGAUGAUGAUAACAUGUGGAGGAUCAGGAUUUGUUGGCUCAGCACUAACGUCCUUGCUUCGAACUAGAGGUUACUCUGUUACUAUAAUAUCACGAAUGCCAGGCCCACAGCGAAUGUCAUGGGGUGAUUUGGAGAAAAGUGGUCUUCCUGAUAAUACAACAGCAGUUGUGAAUUUAGCAGGGCAAAAUGUUCUAGACCCCACAAGGAGAUGGACACCUGGAUUUAAGCAGAAUGUUUGGUCAAGUCGUGUAAAUACUACACAGUCUUUAGCACAUUCAAUAACAAAAUCUGCCAACAAACCUAAAGUUUUUGUUACAAUAUCUGGUGUAGGUAUUUAUAAACCAAGUCCAUCAGAGGAAUACGAUGAAGAGAGUAGCGUAAAAAGCUUUGAUUUUUUGUCAGAAUUAUGUCACGAAUGGGAAGCUGCCGCAAAACUGCCAGCAGAUUCAGGUGUUCGUCAAACCAUAGUGAGAUCAGGUGUUGUCCUGGGAAGAAAUGGUGGAAUGAUAAAGCAGCUUUAUCUUCCAUUCUACCUGGGUUUAGGUGGACCUGUUGGUUCAGGAUCACAGUUCAUGCCAUGGAUUCAUAUUCAUGACUUAACAAAUCUACUUCUUUAUGCAAUUGAAAAUCCGCAGGUGACUGGAGUACUAAAUGGUGUUGCCCCACAGGUUGUCACAAACAAGGAAUUCACACAAGCCUUUGCUAGAGCACUGUGGCGGCCAGCUUUCAUCCCACUGCCAGAAAUGGUUUUGAAUUUGGCCUUCAGUGAAGACAGAGCAAAGAUGAUUACAGAGGGACAAAAGGUUAUUCCUAAACGGACCCUGUCCUAUGGGUUCCAGUAUAAAUUUCCUGACAUUGAGUCAGCUUGUAAAGAUAUUGUGAGCUCAAAAUAAUUUUGAAAAUGAAUGUUCAGUUAUUAGACUGGCUGUAAUUAAAAGUGUCAUUUCCUACA